Harmonia axyridis is the source of this 2827-nucleotide messenger RNA. Its product is annotated as dynein regulatory complex subunit 7. The record is from RefSeq and is a predicted model, not a curated record. The coding region runs from base 149 to 2779 and encodes 876 amino acids. The transcript is spliced from 13 exons. Gene Ontology annotation, biological process: flagellated sperm motility. NCBI's taxonomy places the organism in Eukaryota, Metazoa, Arthropoda, Insecta, Coleoptera, Coccinellidae. Gene Ontology annotation, cellular component: motile cilium.
GUAUUCUGACCACAGUAUAGAAACAGGUUUUAUUUUUAUAUUUAUGUUAUGGUUUCUAUACUGUGUUCUGACAAAGUAUUCUUGAAUUAUUUUGACUAGCAGAAAUUGUGAAAAGUUUUUAAUUGGCGCUGAGUAGAAACGAUCCAAAAUGUUGUCUCCAAGUGGACAACCAAUUAUGACUAUUGAUGAGUACUUGAAAACACUCGAAGAAAAUGCAUAUGAAGAGGAGGGAGAUGAUUAUCCGUUUGUUUCGAUUUUUGACAUUUUGGAUGCCCCCAGGAUUCUACCAGAGCCCGUUGAUUUGACAUACGAACAUUUGAAACAAGUUGAAGGUGAAUUGGGUUUGAUUAAACUCUGCUGGCCUGAAGCUACAAAUCCAGAAUUUGAGGAUAGGUUGCAUUUCCCGGAAACUUAUACGAAAAAUUCAGAGAAAGAAAAAAUGCUUUUGUUUACUGCAGAAAAUUUUAGAAGGGAAUUCAGAUACAAAUUUCCUAACAGGAAGCAGUUGUUUCUGGCAUGCAAUAAUGAAUGUAAAAUACAGAAAAUGGUAUGCACUUCCAUUCGACCAACAACCUUGCCUUUCGUGGAACUGGAAGACUGGAAAAGCCUAGUGGGUUUUUUUGGUGAUCAUAUGGAAUACGAACCAUUGGAAAUUGCAACCUUGUUCCCGAACCGACUCUGCUCGCCUCAAACUACAGUUUUCCGACAAUCUGGAAAUUGUUUCGAACUGUCGACUGCCCUAUGUUCCCUCCUUCUCGGAAUUGGAUAUAACGCUUACGUAGUUUCUGGUUACGCCAUACAGGACGUCACGAUGAAUAUUAUGAUCAGGGUUGAUUCGCCAUUUCCAGAAGAAUCUGAUGUGGUCGAGGAGAAAAAAGAAGAAAAAGCGGCGCAAAAAUAUACCUUGAAAUCGGGAAGAGAUCUACGAAGUAAGUUCAUCAUGAUGAUGGAGCAACGUGUCAGAGACAAAGAAGAGGAAGAACAAAGAAGAAGAAGGGAGGAGGAACUGGAAUUGAGGAGGAUAGAAGAAGCGUUUCCUGAAGAUGACCUGGAAGGUCUCAGAAUUCAUUCGUGGGUACUGAUGUUGAAAGGUGGUAGAAAAAUAAAGGAACCAUGCUUCAUCGAGCCCACAACAGGAAUUAUACAUCCCCUGAAUACGUUUGCUUAUAACGGAAUCGAAAGUGUUUGGAAUCACCUGAAUUAUUGGGUGAAUAUGCAAGAGUGUACUCAAGAUCUGAGCACCCUGGAUUAUAACCUUCAAGAUGUGAAUAAGUGGGAGCAUGUUCUGCUUGGAGAACCAAUUGAGAGUCGAAAACACAGACCAGAUGUGGAAGCAGAUGAAGAAGAGGUUGAAAGAAUAAGAAUUUAUCAAGAGAAACAUUUAGAUAUGCCCAUAUCUUGGAGUUCACCAAUCACGAUACCUCAUGACGUUCUGGCCUCGAGAUAUCCAAAAGGUGUCAAGAAAACAUGGUACAAAAGAACCCUCGUUCAAAGUUACGCUCCAUAUCUUCAAGAAGAUGGACUUGUCAAUAAAAUAACUAGAUACAAGGAUUUCGAUUGCACCAUUCCAACAACUACCGAGGACACUUAUGAAAACAGACAGGAUAAAAAGUACAAGGAAGUUGCCAAUCUAGAAAGUGGACGGGUAGAAGAGUUCUUCAAACCUGGAAGAGAGGAUUGCGUUAUCAAGCAUACCUACUUCUGGUAUGAUAGUGGUGACGAGGAUCAGACCAGGGUAAUCGAAUUUGGCUCGAGAGCUAGAUAUGAUAGUCUGGCCUCAUUGACGAUCACUGACAAUGAGAUGACUGAAGUUUAUGUCAAUAAAGAGUCCAGACUCUAUUAUAGACACACCACCUACUCCAGAAAAGGCUUUCCACCCCCUGGCAUGGUCGAAAGUCAUAAACGGAUCAUGAUGAACGUCAUAGAAAAAUUUCAUCGCAACGAAAACGUGCCAGCAUCAAAAGAUAUAGCGGAAAGACAUUUUGCCAUAUACGACAGAGAGAUUCAUCUUCGUUUCCAUUACGACACCGGCAAGGUGACAGCGUCUACGAGGACCUUCAUAAAACCGCCGAUAGCCGAAAUGGGUGAAGGAAUGAAAUUCAAUCCGGAACUCACCUACGGCUUUCAUGCCGACAUUAAAAACGAUCCGCCUUCUAAUCUGGAGCUCUUCCUGUUGUUCCGGGAGCAGCUCGAAGAAGAGGCCAAGUCGGUGCAACACAUAAGAGACCUAAAUGAUCAGAUCAAUGAUUUCUUGAAACUACGUAACUUGGAAGUUGCCAUGGUGAAGUUAGAAGUUGAUUUAUUCAAUAGGGAACACAACGAACAAUACAGACAAGGAAUGCUUGAAAGGGAGCAUCAAGAAAGACAACAUAAGGCGAAAGAAACUGAAGAGCAUGUGGAUUACAUCCAACCCUAUUUGGAGAGAUUGGACGAUAAAGAAGUUAUAACACUCGAGAGUGCUGCUGCUCUAAAGGAAUGGUGCCUUAAUGAUUAUAAAAACAUUCUACUCCAACGGGCACAGGUUAUACAGAAACGAUUCGAAAAGGCUAGUGAAAAUUUGAAUAGGAAGAAUCAAUGGUAUAACCUGAUGAGGGAUAAACUGAAACCAGAAGAAGAGAUACAAUAUUUCGAAGAGCUGCAUCGAAUGAAUUUUGUUCUUCAGGCCUUCGUUGAACGUUUAGAAAGGCACAGGGAAUUAUCUUUCUACAAAUACACAGGAAUGGUGAAAUAUCUGAAUAAUCAUCCAAAAUUGAAUCACUCUUGGAAGAAGGAAAAUUAAUGAAAUUAUAAUGUAAAACAGAUAUUUAUUAAAACAUAAUCAACAAAA